UCAGAGAAGUGGGUUCCUCCUACUAUACGGGUCGGGAAAUCCACGGUGGUUCCCUUCACGCAUCACCCGAUUGCCUUUCACUUAUCUAGAUCACGACGAGCGGACGGUGGUCUUCGUCGACUCCUAUGAAUUUAUAAUCAAAAGAAGAUGGAUAUGUUGGCUCUUCGUCUGAGUUUCUAUCUCGCCGUGUGCAUGUUGGAAGUGGUUCAUGGGAGCGACACUUGUAUGCCUAAAGGUGGAUGUCCUAUUAUGAUCACUCCCUCCCGAAUAGUUGUGCAGUACGGAUCUCGAUUUCAUGCCGACUGUUCGAGUUGUGUAAACGGCUCUUGUAAAGAGACGAAAUGGGAGACCCCCACGGGAUCAAAAGAAACGCUUAAUAACUCGAAUAACGGAAUCAACAAGACGAGGUGGAAUGUGGACCACGCCACAGAAUGGGACAUUAAGCCCAUGUGCUACGAGGACACCAAUGCAGACUGUUGCACUGUUCUAGCUUUCACCUUAUACAAACCUCCGGACAACGUAUCCAUCAGCUUUGUAAACCACACUGGCCCACUGCUUGAAGGACAUCAGUACAACCUCCAGUGCCGUGUCCAGAACGUUCGUCCUAUCCAGAACCUCGCCGUGACCUUCUACAAAGGAGACACCAUUCUGGACUCGGUACAGUCCAGGAGCUCUGAGAAUACAACGGUGACAGAGACGUUCACCAGCUUCAGCUUCAACUCCAGCAGAGGGGACGAUGGGGUCCAGUACUGGUGUGAAGCCAAGCUGAACCUGGGACAACAAGGUCCACCUCCUGUAACGAUGUCAGAACGCCUAACAACCACUGUGUACUUCAAACCUAAGACGGUGCAGGGGUCUACGCUAGAUCCUAUUUCCAUCACAGUAGGGGAACCUUUCCAGUUGAACUGCACAGCCCAUUCCAACCCCAGACCAGCCUACAGUUGGACCGGUCCUGACAACACCACAGUCGGCAACGGCAGUGAUUUCUCCGUGCAGUCGGCUGGUUUUGAACACAAGGGCCUGUACAUUUGUGCCGCCCGCAACAGCCAGGGAAGCGCAACUGUGAAGUUCAACGUGGAUGUCGGCGUUGACUGGGUGCCUAUCAUCGCAGGCGUGUCAGCGCUGUUGUUGGUCAUCUGCGCGGUCGUUGGUGUGUUUGUCUACUACACCUACCACAAAAAGACCAAGAUGGGACAGUACCAAGUCCGGCUUUUGGACGUGGCCAAAACUGUACACGUAACUGAGCAGAACCGAAGCAAGGAUAAGCAGGGGCACGGCCCCCAUGGAAGUGCUGAAGAGGGGGUCGACGAGAAGGAGGGAAUGAGGAAGAGGAAGGAGGCAACGAGGGGAAGGGCGGAGCUGGAAAAGGCCCGGCAGGGACGUGUAGAAACUGAGGAAGGGUCGAGUUCAGCAAGCAGCGCUUGCCUCAACUACGAGCAUGCAGGUGGAUGUCCUAUUAUGAUCACUCCCUCCCGAAUAGUUGUGCAGUACGGAUCUCCAUUUCAUGCCGACUGUUCGAGUUGUGUAAACGGCUCUUGUAAAGAGACGAAAUGGGAGACCCCCACGGGAUCAAAAGAAACGCUUAAUAACUCGAAUAACGGAAUCAACAAGACGAGGUGGAAUGUGGACCACGCCACAGAAUGGGACAUUAAGCCCAUGUGCUACGAGGACACCAAUGCAGACUGUUGCACUGUUCUAGCUUUCACCUUAUACAAACCUCCGGACAACGUAUCCAUCAGCUUUGUAAACCACACUGGCCCACUGCUUGAAGGACAUCAGUACAACCUCCAGUGCCGUGUCCAGAACGUUCGUCCUAUCCAGAACCUCGCCGUGACCUUCUACAAAGGAGACACCAUUCUGGACUCGGUACAGUCCAGGAGCUCUGAGAAUACAACGGUGACAGAGACGUUCACCAGCUUCAGCUUCAACUCCAGCAGAGGGGACGAUGGGGUCCAGUACUGGUGUGAAGCCAAGCUGAACCUGGGACAACAAGGUCCACCUCCUGUAACGAUGUCAGAACGCCUAACAACCACUGUGUACUUCAAACCUAAGACGGGGCAGGGGUCUACGCUAGAUCCUAUUUCCAUCACAGUAGGGGAACCUUUCCAGUUGAACUGCACAGCCCAUUCCAACCCCAGACCAGCCUACAGUUGGACCGGUCCUGACAACACCACAGUCGGCAACGGCAGUGAUUUCUCCGUGCAGUCGGCUGGUUUUGAACACAAGGGCCUGUACGUUUGUGCCGCCCGCAACAGCCAGGGAAGCGCAACUGUGAAGUUCAACGUGGAUGUCGGCGUUGACUGGUUGCCUAUCAUCGCAGGCGUGUCAGCGCUGUUGUUGGUCAUCUGCGCGGUCGUUGGUGUGUUUGUCUACUACACCUACUACAAAAAGACCAAGAUGGGACAGUACCAAGUCCGGCUUUUGGGUGUGGCCAAAUAACUGCCAACUGCCAUUCCUGGAAUGAUAUGAAGAAUGUACUUGAUCCAACUUGAACCUCUCAUCUGGGUUGGUAUAUCAUACUCAUUGCUGUCUUCCUUUGUGGUCUGGUAUCCAUGACCAUUCAAAGGUUAUUGUAAUUAAUAGAGGUGGGAAAAAUAAUAAAUUCUUCGAUGCAUCGCGAUUCUCUCUAGAACGAUUCCGUCUCGAUGCAGAUAAAUUAAUAAUCAGAAUAAAUAAAAUAAAUAAUAAUAAUAAUUUGUUCGCCUACUGCAACAUUUUGUUCGCUAGAGAGGGAUAAUUUUAGUAAUUUUAAAAUCAUUUAAUUUAUCUUCAGUGUGUAUUGGCCAAUCUGAUUUGUCUUGAGACACAAUAGCGAUUCAGCCUACCCAUAGCAUACAUGCAAACUCACAGCAAGACACAAGAACUCCUACUAAUUCAAGAGCAGCUUUUUCUUUAAUGACAUAGAAAAGAAAGAAAAGAAAACUGAAACCUAUUUUUUUACAUACUCCCAUAUUGUGUUGUAAUGACAGCUGCAUUGGUUAUUGCAUUGUUCAUAGGAAGUCAUAUUUGUGACGAAAGCUUUUUCUCUAAUAAAAUAUUACAUAUCUGUUGAUGUCUUUAAUGAUCAUCACAAAAGUAGGAAGUGAUUAGCCAACUCUGAGUAGUAAAUUGAGAUGUAUAUAUAUAUUUUAAAAUCCUGCAUGGAAUGUACAUAAAAGAUUUUGUUGCAUCGAGAUGCAUCGAUAAUCGUUUUAGAAUCUAAUCGUUGACCUCAUAAUCGGAAUCGAAUCGUGAGGUGCCAAGAGAUUCCCACCCCUAGUAAUUAACAAUAAUUUUGUACACGCCGGACUUUCUUGACACUAUUUUUAUAUGAUAAUUAGGGGAGAUUUAUUUAUAAGAAAUCGCCUUCCUGCUGCACGAUUGAAUCAACUUUUAUUAAAAACUUUUCUGCUUUAACAA
Gadus morhua (Atlantic cod) is the source of this 3399-nucleotide messenger RNA. RefSeq lists its product as uncharacterized. Gene Ontology annotation, molecular function: integrin binding. Bases 148 to 2439 code for a protein of 763 amino acids. Gene Ontology annotation, biological process: cell adhesion. The record is from RefSeq and is a predicted model, not a curated record. The transcript is spliced from 11 exons. Lineage: Eukaryota; Metazoa; Chordata; Actinopteri; Gadiformes; Gadidae.